Podarcis lilfordi (Lilford's wall lizard) is the source of this 4749-nucleotide messenger RNA. The record is from the annotation of a GenBank genome assembly. NCBI's taxonomy places the organism in Eukaryota, Metazoa, Chordata, Lepidosauria, Squamata, Lacertidae.
AUGAUUAAACCCUUGGCUCUCGUCUUUGACCUCUCUUACAGAGCAGCAAGUCACAGAGUUCGUUUCGCAAAGGUAAGCUGUGGAGUUCCCUCUUCCCCUUUAAAAAUAAGAACAUAAGAUGAGCCUGCUGGAACAGGCCAAUGGCCCAUCGAGUCCCCCUUCCUGUUCUCAUAGCAGCCAAGCAGAAGCCCCAAUGGGAAGCAGACAAGCAGGAUUCGAAUACGAGCCCCCUCUCCAUUCCUCUGGUUUCCAGCAACUGGUGUUUAGAACCAUUGCUGCCUCUGACUACGGAGUCAGAUCAUCCAUCGUGGCUAGAAGCUACGACAGCCCUCUUUUCCUCCACGGAUUUGUCCAAUCCUCUUUCGAAGCUGGCCACCCCUGCCUCCCGUGGCAAUGAGUUCCAUAGUUUGCACUGCGCGAAGAAGGACUUCCUUUUAGCUUUUUGUUUCUGAAGUUUUGGCUUGUUUGUUCAACAGGCCAUGAGUGACAGCGGCUUCCACGUCCUGUCUGUUGACUACCGAGGUAAGUUCUGACGCACAAAUAAUGCCGGGCUCUUGCGGGACACGCGGAUGAUGUGUUUCCCUCUGAUCCUUCAUCCGAUGCCUCCCUCCAGGCUACGCAGACUCCACCGGCCACCCCAGCGAAAAUGGCUUCACCACGGACAUCCUGUUUGUCUACGACUGGGUCAAAGCCCGCAGCCGCAACAGCACAGUCAUCUUCUGGGGCCACUCGAUGGGCACUGGGUAGGUUUUGCGUUCUCAGUCCUGUCUCCAGACACCCUCUUUAUUGUGGAUUCUGUUGGAAACACGCCCGGGAAGGCUGCCAACUUCCCAAGUCAUUGGGACAUCUCUCUGGCCGUAAAUCUCCCUCAGUCCAGAGGGACCGGUAAUAAGCGACCCCUCUCCUCUGAGAAGAGCACGCUAGUCUUCUAGCUUAUAGUAGCAGAAGAGAGACUCAAUCAGUAAUUCUAAACUACUUUAUUUACUGUCUUAUAAUACAGAGACUCCAUCAGUACAUCUGUGCUCUUUGAACACCAGUACAGAACUGCAUCGGGACGCAGGUGGCGCUGUGGGUUAAACCACAGAGCCUAGGACUUGCCGAUCAGAAGGUCGGCAGUUCGAAUCCCCACGACGGGGUGACCUCCCGUUGCUCGGUCCCUGCUCCUGCCAACCUAGCAGUUCGGAAGCACGUCAAAGUGCAAGUAGAUAAAUAGGUACCACUCUGGGAGGAAGGUAAACGGCGUUUCCGUGCGCUGCUCUGGUUCGCCAGAAACGGCUCAGUCAUGCUGGCCACAUGACCCGGAAGCUGUACGCCGGCUCCCUCGGCCAGUAAAGCGAGAUGAGCGCCGCAACCCCAGAGUCGGCCACGACUGGACCUAAUGAUCAGGGGUCCCUUUACCUUUACUUUACAGAACUGCAUCACAUACAGAAGUGAAACUAACUUCCAACAGUACUCAGACUUCCUGUCUCACACUCACUCAGACACUCACAUGAUGUAUACAGAACAUAGUACAAUAGUAGCACUCACUGAAGCAUCUCGGAUAGAUAAAAAUCCUAACAUCACUCACCCAUUUUUAGGUAACCGUUUCUGUGUAAGCUAGUGCAGAAUCAAGUGACAUAAACAAACAGUUGUCAUACACAUAGUAUACCCCUGUUGUACCAGUUCCACUUUUGGAACUACCUGCAACUGGAUUGACCAGUUCAAACCUCUGGUUACCUGUCUUCCAUGGGACUAGAGCUUUUGCUCUAUCUUGGUCUGAGGAAACAGUGUUGACCCUUGCAACCUUCAGGUGUGGUUUUGUCUCUCCUGUGGACAAACCUGGUACCUCACUCAAGACCUCAGUGUCUGAAACAUAGUUUGAGUUGGGGAGAGCACUCUUGUGUUCGAAUUCUGCUCGCUGGUUUCCCACAGGCAGGUGUGUCCAGGGCGGCUGUCUACCAGCUCUCUCUGGUAUGCAGGCUGAGACCCUCCCUGCCCACAGACUGUCUCACCAGAGUGGUGCAUGCUCUGCUUUAUCUCCCGCUUGGACUACUGCAACGCGCUCUAUCUGGGGCUACCUUUGAAGGUGACCCGGAAACUACAACUAAUCCAGAAUGCGGCAGCUAGACUGGGGACUGGGAGCAGCCGCCGAGACCACAUAACACCGGUCUUGAAAGACCUACAUUGGCUCCCAGUACGUUUCCGAGCACAAUUCAAAGUGUUGGUGCUGACCUUGAAAGCCCUAAAGGGCCUCGGCCCAGUAGACCGGAAGGAACGUCUCCACCCCCAUCGUUCACCCUGGACACUGAGGUCCAGCUCCAAGGGCCUUCUGGUGGUUCCCUCCCUGCGAGAUGUGAGGUUACAGGAACCAGGCAGAGGGCCUUCUUGGUGGUGGCCCCCAUCCUGUGGAACGCCCUCCCAUCAGAUCUCAAAGAAAUAAACUGCUAUCUGACAUUUAGAAGACAUCUGAAGGCAACCCUGUUUAGGGAAGUUUUUAUUGACUGAUGUUUUAAUGUCUUUUUAAUCUUUUGUUGGAAGCCGCCCAGAGCGGAUGGGGAAACCCAGGCAGAUGGGUGGGGUAAUAAUAAUAAUAAUAAUAAUAAUAAUAAUAAUAAUAAUAGCCGGUCCCCAUGAGAACAGGAUGUCAGGCUCAAUGAGUCAUUGGCCUGAUCCAGCAGAGAUCUUCUGGGCCUGCAAUGUGACAAUAUCCCUCUUUCCUGUUUCCCUGCAGAAUUGCUACCAACACUGCUAGGAGGCUGAAAGAAAAAGGUAAUUAUUAAUAUCUGUGUGUGGAAGGGUCACGGCCUCACAAUCCAAGGGGGCCUGCUUGUGGGUACAUAGGUAGCUGCAAAGUGCUGUCCACAACAGAUCUCCAGCAUUUUAGACAAGGGAGCCUGUUCCUAAAUUCUACCUGGAGGCACCGGGGAUCGAACCUGCGACCUUCUGCCCCCAAGGCAGAUGCUCUGCCACUGAGCUACAGAUUAGAGAGAGGCAUUUGCGCACGCUUUUGUGUGAAGGACAUGGCCUGGUGGCGCUGUGGGUUAAACCACAGAUCCUAGGACUUGCCGAUCAGAAGGUUGGCGGUUCGAAUCCCUGCGACGGGGUGAGCUCCCAUUGCUCGGUCCCUGCUCCUGCCAACCUAGCAGUUCGAAAGCACGUCAAAGUGCAAGUAGAUAAAUAGAUAUCGCUCCGGUGGGAAGGUAAAUGGCGUUUCCAUGUGCUGCUCUGGUUCUCCAGAAGCGGCUUAGUCCUGCUGGCUACAUGACCUGGAAGCUGUACGCCGGCUCCCUCGGCCAAUAAAGCGAGAUGAGCGCCACAACCCCAGAGUCAGGGGUCCCUUUACUUUUACAGGGUUAUUAAACCUUUAAACUAAGCCAGCGUGGUGUAGUGGUUAAGAGUGGUGGACUAGUAAUCUGGUGAACCUGGUUCGCGUCUCCGCUCCUCCACAUGCAGCUGCUGGGUGACCUUGGGCUAGUCACACUUCUCUGAAGUCUCUCAGCCUCACUCACCUCACAGAGUGUUUGUUGUGGGACAGGAAGGGAAAGGAGAAUGUGAGCCGCUUUGAGACUCCUUCGGGUAGUGAGAAAGCGGGAUAUCAAAUCCAAACUCCUCCUCUUCUUCUUCUUGGAAGUGAGGAGAUUGGCUUUUGCAUAGGGUCAGCAAAUUGGGGGCAUGAGCCACAGAUUUGGCCCUGAAAUCCGUUUCAGUGGACGUGGAUUCCUCAAGGGUGUUUCUGAGCAUGUUCAAAACGCCCUGCAAUGAUUUUGUGUCGGCAGCAAUCGAACACUGCUCCAUUUUGUUGGAAUCUGCUUUGCAGUUGUUCUGGAGGGCUAACAGGACUCCCUCUCCACACCCUCCUCAAAUUUUGCAAGUUGACUGUUCAAGUCAGCCUGGAUUUCUGUAUAUUUUGUCUCUGUCGGACUGGAAUAGCUUGCUGUCCUGGUUCUUCUGGUGGGGAGAAGCUGCCUUUCUCCAGGGAUUUGUCCUGGCGUCUCUCCAAGGGCUUUUCGUAGAAUUAAAUCGCAGAAUCGUAAAGUUGAAAGGGACCACCAAGGAUCUAACUCCCUAAUACAGGAAUCACAGCUAAGGAAUCACUGACAGAUGUCAAUCCAGCCUCUUUUUAAAAACCUCCAAGGAUGGAGAGUCCAUCACCUUUUGAGGGAGUCCGUUCCACUGCUGACAGCUCUUGCCAUCCAAAAGUGCCUCUUAAGAAAUUAUGAUAUGAUAUGAUAUGAUAUGAUAUAUGAUAUGAUAUGAUAGAAUAAUAUAAUAUAAUAUAAUAUAAUAUAAUAUAAUAUAAUAUAAUAUAAUAUAAUAUAAUAAUAUAUAAUUUUUAUUUAUACCCUGCCCUCCCCAGCCAAGACUGGGUUCAGGGCGGCUAACACCAGGUAUAAAAACAAUUGAUUGAAAUACAACUUAAAAACAAGAUUAAAAUACAACAUUAAAAUGCAGCCUCAUUUCAGUAGGAACUCAAAUCAAAAACUUUUUGGGGGGAUGAAAACGUCAAAUCUUCACCAAAGCCAAGUAUCCAGACUGGUCCUACAUGGGCCAAAAAAAAAAAAAGCCAGGGAAGUCCCCAAGUAGACUAUGACUUUCCUUGAUCUGGACACUCGACUUGCGUUGAUGCAGCCCAGAACUGCGUUUGCUUCCACUUUCAUUUUCCAAUUCCCACCUCUUCCCCCUGCAGAUGGAACCAUAGUCGACGCUCUGGUUCUGGAGGCUCCUUACACCAACAUCCGGGAUGCAGCUGCCACCAUCCCCGUUACAAAA